CACUCAAUGAAUAAUGCACUUUUACACAAUCAGAGGUCUUGUUCUUGGGACACAAAAUCAGUGCAGCUGGAAUAGAGCCGGACCCAGAGAAGAUCAGCGCCAUCACAGAUAUGCCCAGACCCCAGAAUGUGGCUGAAGUCAGGACCUUCUUAGGCAUGGCCACAUAUGUGGGACCUGCGCUACACAGUGACUUGCAUCUUACUCGGGUUACGAAUGAACAGAAUCAAGAGGAGCAAACCGUUCUACAGCAUGCUGGACUGUUUUCUCGAUAAGGUCAAAAAACACCCCAACAAACAGUUUAUUGUAUUCGAGAAGAGUUCGUAUACAUACCGGGACGUUGACAAGCAGAGCAACAAGUUGGCCCGGGCGCUCUCACAGCACGCCAGCGUGAAGGAAGGGGACACUGUCGCCCUCUUCAUGGGUAACGAGCCCAUGUAUGUGUUUAUCUGGCUGGCCCUGGCUAAACUUGGAUGUACAGCCGCUCUGCUCAACUACAACAUCAGGUCCAAGUCCUUAUUGCACUGUUUCACCUGCUGCGGAACCAACGUGCUCCUGGCUGCUUCAGAGUUGCGUGGAGCGGUAGAGGAGGUUCUCCCCACCCUGAGGGAGCAGAGUGUACGUGUGUUUGUGCUGGGUGAGGAGGAGGAGAAGUGUGUGACGGAGGGAGUGAAUACUCUGAGCAGCAGCAGGAUACAGCAGGCCUCAGAUCGACCUCUGGACCCACAGCUCAGGUCAAAGGUCACCUUAAAGAGCCCUGCCCUCUACAUCUAUACGUCAGGAACUACAGGUCUGCCGAAGGCUGCGGUGAUCACAUAUGAGAGGCUGUACAUGGCCUCCUCUAUGCAGGCCAUCUCAGGUGUGGCCUCUGAUGACGUCAUCUACAUCUACCUUCCUCUCUACCACACCGCCGGCUUCAUAAUGGGUUUGACUGGAGCCAUAGAGAGAGGUACACUACUGUACUGUAUGGCACAGUUGGUGAGAGUGUUGUUCUGGCAGCCGCCAGGUCGUGGGUUCAAUUCCUGCAUGGAUAACAUGCACCUCAUGGUAGUGCAGUAUAUGGGAGAAAGAUAUGAAGAGGUGUGA
Oncorhynchus masou masou (cherry salmon) is the source of this 1083-nucleotide messenger RNA. Its product is annotated as long-chain fatty acid transport protein 2-like. The record is from RefSeq and is a predicted model, not a curated record. The transcript has 4 exons. Bases 166 to 1083 code for a protein of 305 amino acids. Lineage: Eukaryota; Metazoa; Chordata; Actinopteri; Salmoniformes; Salmonidae. Gene Ontology annotation, molecular function: long-chain fatty acid-CoA ligase activity; long-chain fatty acid transmembrane transporter activity.